This is a messenger RNA of Platichthys flesus (European flounder), 1789 nucleotides long. RefSeq names its product interleukin-21 receptor. Gene Ontology annotation, molecular function: cytokine receptor activity; protein binding. Gene Ontology annotation, cellular component: external side of plasma membrane. The record is from RefSeq and is a predicted model, not a curated record. Gene Ontology annotation, biological process: cytokine-mediated signaling pathway; immunoglobulin mediated immune response. The transcript is spliced from 8 exons. NCBI's taxonomy places the organism in Eukaryota, Metazoa, Chordata, Actinopteri, Pleuronectiformes, Pleuronectidae. The coding region runs from base 35 to 1450 and encodes 471 amino acids.
CUCAGUUCAGACGCCUCGGGGCUGAGGUGAUGUGAUGGAUCGGAGCUCGACAUUGAGACUGAGGAUGAUUCGGCUGAACGUGGUUCUGCUCCUGUCCGCCAGCAUCGUCUGUCUGCAUGGGAAUCCUGUCGCAGACGACCACGAUCUUCACUGUGUGAAUGAUUACUUGUUCACGGUCAACUGCACCAUGAGCCUCAGACCAUCAGAAGACACCUCCGGCAGUGACGGCUCCUACUGGCUCAAUUUCACAGAAACAAUGGAACCGAGGACGUUUCAGUGCAUGCUGAAAAACACCGACAGGGAUUAUUUCUGCUCUGUGAAAACAUCCGAUCUGACGCCUGACGGCGAUUCUCCAGAGACGUUCUCAGACACAGAUACUUUUAAAAUCUCACUCUGUCGCAACCGCACUGAUGGAUCUGAAAUGUGCGAGGAGCUGGAUGGCAACUACACACCUGAAACCAACAUUAAACCAAACGCACCCUGCUGCCUCACGUUCAGCCACAACUCAAGUCAGCACCACUUCACCUGGAGCAGCACCUAUGAGGAAUAUGAGCCUUACAUGGCUCUGGUCCAAGACCUCAAGUAUCAGCUUCACUAUUUCAGAAGAGGAGUCGAACAUGACGACAAUGAGGUGAUCUCAGGUGAUAUCUACACAGAAAGAACAUACUAUUCUGUGGACGAUGAUGUGUUUAUGCUGGACGCAGAUUACACUGCCAGUGUACGGUCCAGUCCCAACCUGGUUUUUUACCAGGGACAGUGGAGCGACUGGUCCGCUGAGGUUCAUUGGAGGACGGGGUCGGACAUGAGUGAUCUCAACAGAAUCACGUUUUUUACGAGUCUGGGGAUGAAGGUGUUCCUCACCUUAUGUGUGCUGGUGCCACUCAUCCUCCUUAUGUGCUAUGCUCCUGUAAAGAUGUGGAGGCAGAGGGCCUUCAUCCCAAGUCCAGCUCCCUAUUUCCACACCCUGUACUCCGACUGUCAAGGUGAUUUUAAGAGAUGGGUGAUCACACAAGAUGGCACAGCAGACAUGCCGAAAGCAGAGGCUUUGCUCCAAAUCAACACCCUGACCCAGUGUGCAGAGGUCCCAGAGGACGAGCUCCAGCCCCCCCUUCCCAUGGAGGGCAGCGUGUACAGUAACCUAAUCAACCCAGAGAGUGACACCUCUUGCCUGGGCGUCCGUAAUGCUGUGAACACCAUGGAGCCACUGUCAGCUCCAGGGAGUCUGACCCUUUGUUAUCAGUCUGGUAGCCCAGCUGAGGGGGACUCUGGGUGCUGGCUCUGCAGUGACUCCUCCCUGGAGAAGGACUCUCCUUGGUACUUUAGUAACUACUGCACCCUGGGCAGCCUCACGCAGUCUAGUCCACUCACAGCAGAGCAUCAUGGCAGCUUGUCAACAAAAUGCUCCUCACAGCGGAUCAUCAGCAUGGAUGCCACUGGGGAAACACAGUGAUUAGUGUGUGUGAAGUAACUAGGGCAGGAUAAUAGUUAGAAAUGUAGUUGUAAACAAAGUUGGCCCAUAAGUUUAACCUCAAUACAUAUGCUUUAUAACUUUUCAUAGUCCAGUGGUGAGAAGCCAUGACCAUCAGCUAUUAUAAGAUGUUACAGCAUUAUGUUAAAUGUCAAUAUAUCAAUGUUUAACCUGUUACGCACUUGCAAAAAUAAAUAGCUGUCACAGCUUUGAGGCAAAAAAACAUUUUAGACCAUUUGUACAUGAGUGAAUAUUUUUGCUUUGUUCCUACCGGCAACAAUCUUAUUGUAUUUUCCUUGUGUAAUAAAGAUACUGCAAACA